GGCGGAGACGGCGGGCGCGGAGGACGCGGCGGUGGGACCGGGAUCGGCUGUGGCUCGGGCGGCGCCUCCCUUCGGCGGCCCGCCCGGCUCCAGCCCAGCCGGGGCGAUGCUCCCCGAGGCCGCGGGAUGAGCCAGUGACUCUGCUGGCCCGGGCAUGGCAGACCCCGUGGCGGGCAUUGCCGGCUCCGCGGCCAAGAGUGUGCGGCCGUUCCGCUCGAGCGAGGCCUACGUGGAGGCCAUGAAGGAGGACCUGGCUGAGUGGCUCAACGCCUUGUACGGCCUGGGUCUGCCCAGCGGUGGCGAUGGCUUCCUGACGGGGCUGGCCACGGGCACCACCCUGUGCCAGCAUGCCAACGCCGUCACUGACGCCGCCCGUGCCAUGGCCGCCGCGCGGCCGGCCCGCGGGGUGGCCUUCCAGGCCCACAGCGUGGUGCCCGGCUCCUUCAUGGCCCGAGACAACGUGGCCACCUUCAUUGGCUGGUGCCGCGCGGAGCUGGGUGUACCCGAAGUGCUCAUGUUCGAGACGGAGGACUUGGUGCUGCGCAAGAACGAGAAGAGCGUGGUGCUGUGCCUGCUGGAGGUGGCGCGGCGCGGGGCCCGCCUCGGCCUGCUGGCCCCUCGCCUCGUGCAGUUCGAACAGGAGAUUGAGCGCGAGCUGCGCGCCGCGCCCUCGGCCUCCAACGCCCCCAGUGCCGGGGAGGACACCACCGAGACCCCCGCCGCCUCGGGAGCUCCAGCCCGUGGCCCGCGCAUGACGCCCAGCGACCUGCGCAACCUCGAUGAGCUGGUGAGGGAGAUCUUAGGGCGCUGCACCUGCCCAGACCAGUUUCCCAUGAUCAAGGUCUCGGAGGGGAAGUACCGCGUGGGAGACUCCAGUCUGCUCAUCUUCGUGCGGGUGCUGAGGAGCCACGUGAUGGUACGUGUGGGAGGCGGCUGGGACACGCUGGAGCACUACCUGGACAAGCACGACCCCUGCCGCUGCUCCUCCGCGGCCCACCGCCCGCCCCAGCCCAGGACCCGCACCUUCUCCCCGCAGCGAGUGUCACCCAGCCCCAGUCCCCGAGCUGGUAGCCCAGCCCCAGGGGGGGAGCGCCGAGGCUCCCGCCCAGAGGUGACACCCAUUGGCCUACGCAGCUCGAAGGAGGGGCCUGAGACCCCACUCAGGGCCCGGGACCAGCUGCCCCCCCAUCCCCGCUCCCGCCGUUACUCUGGGGACAGCGAUUCCUCAGCCUCCUCGGCCCAGAGCGGCCCCCUUGGUGCCCGCAGUGAAGAAUCAGGCACUGGCCCCCGGCGGGAGCGUCCCAGCCGGCGGGUGACCACGGGCACCCCGGCCUCCCCGAGACGGCCUCCCGCCCCGCGCAGCCAGUCCCGGGACCGGCUGGAUCGGGGGCGGCCGCGUGGGGCUCCAGGAGGCAGGGGAGGCCAGCUGUCGGCGCCCAGCCCUGUCCGGCGGGCCCGGAGUCAGAGCCGUGAAGAGCAGGCAGUGCUGCUGGUGCGUCGGGGCCGAGACGGGCAACAUUCCUGGGUGCCGCGGGGCAGGGGCAGUGGGGGUUCGGGCAGAAGCAGCCCCCACACUCCCCGCGCCCACAGCCCUGCAGCUCCCAGGGUCCCCAGCCCCAGUCCUGAGUUGAGCACAAUCCCGGCCAGUGUCUUCCGCACACCCCUGCAGCUUGACCCAAAGCAGGAACAGCAACUGUUUCAGCGCCUGGAAGAGGAGUUCCUAGCCAACGCCCGAGCCCUUGAGGCUGCUGCUGCUGGUGGGACCCCCAGUGGACUAGCCCCUGACCCAAUUCGGGCCCCAGACCCUCCAGCUCCUGACUCAGCCUAUUGUUCGUCCAGCUCCUCCUCUUCGUCCCUCAGCGUCCUGGGUAGCAAGUGUGGCCAACCCGGGGACUCUGGCAGGAUGGCCAACGGGCUGCCCGGGCCCCGAGGCCCAGCCCUGUCCAGCUCUUCCGAUGAGGGCAGCCCCUGCCCCGGUGUAGGGGGCCCACCAGAUGUACCCGGGAGUCCUCUGGCCGGCCCAGAGCCCCUGAGGACCUGGGCACGAGGCCGGAUGGACACACAGCCAGACCGGAAACCCUCACGCAUACCCACACCAAGGGGCCCCCGCCGCCCACCUGGACCCACGGGGUCCGGGACCUGGCAUGCCCUGCGCUCAGUCAGCCCGAAGACCGAGCCGGAUUCCUGGAUGUGAUGGACCAGCCCAGCUGCCCCCAGUCCUCUGUUCCUUCUCCUUUUCCUUUGUGGCCUUAACCCCUCUGCAUCAGGGAAUGCCCCUGCCUCUUGGGGACCAGACCUCACGGGACCAGACCCCUCGGGACCACAUGGCACAAUGGGACUUCUGGUGUACAUUCCGCUUGGGGGAUGAGCAUUGCUAUUUAAUUACUAAUAUUAUUGAAUGCCUUAGAGGAGGCUGGGCCAGCCCAGUAAGGACCCUUCCUGAGGUCCCGCGGCCCCGCAGAGCCUGACAGUAAAGUUUUC
Budorcas taxicolor (takin) is the source of this 2481-nucleotide messenger RNA. RefSeq names its product growth arrest specific 2 like 1 (gene GAS2L1). Gene Ontology annotation, cellular component: cytoplasm; actin filament; microtubule plus-end. The record is from RefSeq and is a predicted model, not a curated record. Gene Ontology annotation, biological process: regulation of microtubule polymerization or depolymerization; actin crosslink formation; microtubule bundle formation. The transcript is spliced from 6 exons. Bases 155 to 2194 code for a protein of 679 amino acids. Gene Ontology annotation, molecular function: cytoskeletal adaptor activity; actin filament binding; microtubule binding. NCBI's taxonomy places the organism in Eukaryota, Metazoa, Chordata, Mammalia, Artiodactyla, Bovidae.